UACUAUUCUUAUACCAUCUGUACACGUCGUAGAUACAGAUUAGAGUCUGUGAUCGCCUCUCUCUUUGACAACACAGAAGCUGUACUAGAUUUCAUUUUAAGAUCAAGCACAACUUCCGUGUGAUAAAUCUGAACACACUAUUUUCAUACCAUCUGCACACGCCUUAGAUACAGUUUAGAGUCUGUGAUCGUAUCUUUCUGUUGGGAAUUCCAGGUACAGAAACCUUCAUCUGAACUAGUUUUUGAUAUCUGAUUCUGCGCCGAUUCCUUGUCUCAACUGCAUUAAUACUACCUCAAUGUGGACCUGAGUUUCCAGGAAGUCUAGCACUCUCACAAUCACUGAAGAGAAGAUUAUAAACUUGCGACUCCAUGCACCAAACAGAAAAUUCUUCUGUGAGGUCGGAUAGAAAACCUGCCAGUUCCUACGAGUACACAAGAGUUGGAAUAUACUACGAUGACGACGAUGAGGAGCCACUAAUAAAUAUUCAAGAAAACAGAAUGUGUUGUUUGUGUUGGAUAACCUCAAAGUUGAAUAACUUCAAAGAAUGGCUGUUAGGAAAACCAAAGCAGGUGUUCUAUAAAAGACGAGUGCUCGAAAGCAACGAGCACGAGGAACCGUGCAAAUACCAGCGGGAAGCAGAAAAACUUAAGGAGGAAUAUAGAAAUCUAGAAAUCAGAUUAUCUGAUAGCCAGGCAGAAGUGAGAAAUCUGGAAUCAAAAUUCAGUCGCACAGAAGAAAUAUUAAAUGAUGUACGACGAGAAAAGAAAACGCUGCUGUACAAAUUUGAAGAAGAAAAACAAAGAAAAGAAAAAGCCCUAACCAGAUUAAGCACUAUUGCUGGGGAUAAAUUAAGGGUAAAUAACCCUCGAAUAGCUGAUCUAUCAGACGAAAAUCGACCAAUCAAACUAGGAGAAAAGUUCAGCGAACUCUACGACAACGAGUGGACGGAUGCAUACGAAAGUUUAGAAGAUGUUGGUGUCGACGAGGAAAAGAUAAUAAAAGAGCUUUUGGACAUUUUAAAGGAGGUUUACACUUGCUGUCAACACUAUGCCAAAGCCCAGAGACACAGACUGAUUCAUGCCAUCACACUACCUUCCAGAUCCGACGAGCAAUCACAGGAUGCUACAACGCCCGCAAUCGUGGUGUCCAAGGUGGUUGAACUUCAAAAACAGACAGCGUCGAUUGCUAUAUCUGAUGUAAAGAAUACAAUCAUUACAACCAGAUCAGAAGUUGCAGACACCGAAGUUAAACAGAAGUACACGGUCCGUUGCAUGCAGCUGUGCUGGAUGAUGGCAAUACAGGACCCUCCAAUGUUGCUCCAUUUUGGGCCGGCACAAAAUGAAGAUUUUGAUAAAAAUGUGUUCAGAUUGUACACAAAGCAAGGCAACAGAGUAGAUUUCAUUGUUUGGCCAGCUUUAGUUUUGCAUGUUAACGGGCCCAUUGUUCAGAAAGGUGUUCUUCAACCGAAGCCAAGCUGAUAGGAUAAUGCAUUUGACUGAUUGAUACCAGUGGUAUUCAAUGUCAUUACUACCUGUAGAAAAUAGAAGAUAAUCAUAAGCAAACAAGGAUUUUCUUAUUUUAUAAAAAGUAAAGCAAUGCAUGUAUGUAGAGUAAGGGAAAUAAUUCUGAUCGGCAUGAGUAAACUAAGGCCACGGUUAAUAUCAAGAAUAGAUGUCUCGAUUAUAUAUCCACUUAAUUGAAUAAUGACUGCAACCUCUCCUCGGACAGUUAAAAAGUAUAUCUUUAUUUUUACUGAUUUAUAUACUCCAAUGACUUUAAAGGGGCAUGGGCACGGAUUGAGAUGAAUUUUUUUUGAAAUUUUAUUUUUCCUUUUUUAAUAUUUAUAAUGUUUCAAUAAGGUAUUUCUAAUGGUCAGCAAAAACUUGGAUGUCAGCUGUCGAGGUACAUGGGAGAUACAGCGUUCACAAUUCUUUGUUAUGUAAACAAGGCUCGUGUCAUGUUUUUGUUUACAUAGGUUGAAUAUACUAGUAAAAGUUUCGUUUAAAGCAGAUUUUUCAAAUCAGAAGUUAAUUCUGAACACAAACGAACAGUUUGUAAUGUUUGACACAUCUAAUAUUGUUUUACACAUGGUAUAUUCUAUUGAGCAAUCUAAAUGUAAACAAAAACAUGGCACGAGCUUGGUUUACAUAACUAGAAAUUAAGAGUGCUGUAUCUCACUUGUAACUCAACAAUUGAUAUUCAAAUUUUGGUUAACUAUUAGAAAUACUUUAUUAAGCAUUGUAAACAAUAAAAAUGUAAAUACAAAGUUGGAAAAUUUUCAGCUGAAAUCGUGUCCAUGCCCCUCUAGAUAUGACAGGAAAUAGUAAUAUUUUAUUGUUACUUUCAUUCAUAGAUAAGAAUAAUGUGCAUGAUAUAUGUAUACCUCAUUGGAAACAUAUUUUAAUCAGAGGUAAAUCAAACAGAAAUAACUUUAUUUAUUAAUCCUCGUUCCUCCUUGACACACAACCACAUAAUAUGUUGAAAAUUGUUUAUUGAUCAAAGUUAAUAACUUUAAUUAUGCAGUUAGAAUAAUACAAUUCAUUCGUAUCAGGAAGUUGACAUUAAGUAAUUUUAUCAGUAAAACAAUUACAGCUAAGUAUUAACCUCCAUUGUUUCAGCAAAGAAUCAUAAUCUUAACUCGUACACUUUACAAGUUUAUCUUAUAUAUCAGCUUUUUGAUAUUGUCUUAAACACGUGAUUGUUUUAUAUAUCCAUACUUGUUAUUACCUGAAAAAAUAAACAAAUAAACAAG
Ostrea edulis (European flat oyster) is the source of this 2752-nucleotide messenger RNA. RefSeq lists its product as uncharacterized. Gene Ontology annotation, biological process: mitochondrial protein catabolic process; mitophagy by internal vacuole formation. The record is from RefSeq and is a predicted model, not a curated record. NCBI's taxonomy places the organism in Eukaryota, Metazoa, Mollusca, Bivalvia, Ostreida, Ostreidae. The coding region runs from base 369 to 1478 and encodes 369 amino acids. Gene Ontology annotation, cellular component: mitochondrial outer membrane. The transcript is spliced from 11 exons.